UCGAGAUCCAGUUUAGUUGCGAGUCGCGAGCCAAGACGAAAAGAGGAGGUGCCGUGUUUGCGUCCCAGUCGCGGGUUCUACUACGGUGGAGGGUGUACGGGAUCUUGGACGAAACAGACACGUGAAGAGAACUUGACUUGAUUGAAUUACUUAGUGUAUAUCAUAUAUUUGUUAUCUUUCGUGCCGUUAGCUCAACUGUUUGUAUUAUUUGUUAAAUAGAAAAGUGAGUAAUUGUAUUAACAAUAUAUUACGAUCUGUAACCAAAGCAAAUUAAUCAUAGGCAACAGCAGCAAGAAAUAAAUAGUUAUUUGCAACCACUCAAUUGAUAGCAAGUGGUACGCUGCGGGUCAAACUAUGUGAGAGCGGGGCACUGUGAAAGCUCCGAUUGAAUUCCACAUGGGACAAUCAUGAGUGAUUACGAGCCAGGGGAGUGAGUGGACGACGAGACCGACGGACAACACAGCGAAUGAUGUGCGACAGGAAGUGACGAAUUGAGACAAUGACGCCAGACACCGCGGGCUGUUGAGGAGUUACGAGGGGACAGAGGGGGGAGGGGAGGGGAGGGGAAGGGCAUCGCGCGCCUGCUGGUGAAAAGGGUAUUUCACCGAGUAGCACUGCCCCGCCGCGGGACUGGCACCAGCACGAGAGGCAUCCGCGACUCAUUAUCUUCCCACUCACGUGACCGCCAAGAUGAUGCUGAGCAAAGAUCUUCAGGAGAUCUUGGAAGGUGUCCACUACUUCCUGAGCGAGUCGCUGACGGGGGAGCCCUUGAGCGGGAAGUUAGAAUGUCUCCGAAGGGGCUUGGUGAUGCAGCUGGAGGCCCUGGCGCUCUCCUACCCGACCCUCAGGAUCCGUGCCCGGUCCUCCGCGUCGCUGCCCUACCUUGCCAUGGACGGUCAGAACCGCAGCGAGAGCAUGAGCAGCGGUAGCAGCGGUACAAACAGUUACAGCAACAGCUACAGUAACAGCUCCAGCGGGGACGGGAUGGUGCUGGGGCGGGGGGGAGGGGACACCCUCGACCCCCGCCACCCAAAUCAGCAGCAGCUGAUCCAGGAUGAGGAGUAUGAGGACUUCCAAGAGAAUAACAAGGACGACAUCGCCUCCGUGAACGACACAACUUCGCUGCAGGACCAAUCCAGGGACGACGCAGACGACAGGGAGGAUGUGGACGACGUGUACAUGGAAACCGUGGAGGCCGUGUCCUUUAGCAAUGUCAUAGCUACGUGUGACAAACAUGGCGUCCUCAGCAAGAAGACGAAGGGCCUCCUCAGGAACCUCAAGACCUACCACUGCGUCGCCUCUUCCGGCAUGCUUUACCUCUUCCUCAAGGAGACCGAUGAGAGACAGCGGAAGACCAUUGACCUCAGCGGCUACACGGCGCGGAUGGCCACGGGUGAAGACAUCCGAGACCAGCGGAAGAAAGACUCAGCUUUCGAGAUCGUUGGUCCGGGGAAGAAGACCCACACGUUCAUCGCCCGGACCCCCCGAGACAAAGUGGAGUGGCUGACCGCCCUCGACCGAACCAUCAAAUCGGGACGCAAGAGCCAGUCGACCUUUGCCUUGGACACCUUGAUCUCGUCGGAGGAAACGCACCGCUUGUCGCAGCCGCAGAUACUAGCGAACAGCCCUCUCAUUCUGCCGCCGAAGCCCGGACAGCAGCUGCAGCAGGAGGGGAAGAAGGACGACGCCAAACCAGCCGAGGACGACUACUACUACCAUGAUGUCUCUGCGGAUGUCAAGGAGAACGGUCUUGGCAGCGGGGCAGAGCCAGACCCUUCCGGCGCGCACCUCCGCCGUCUUGGGUGA
Molecule: messenger RNA, 1806 nt
Organism: Penaeus chinensis
Lineage: Eukaryota; Metazoa; Arthropoda; Malacostraca; Decapoda; Penaeidae
Exons: 8
Coding region: 691-1806 (371 amino acids)
Source: RefSeq, a predicted model, not a curated record